This is a messenger RNA of Pomacea canaliculata, 1949 nucleotides long. RefSeq names its product nucleoporin GLE1-like. NCBI's taxonomy places the organism in Eukaryota, Metazoa, Mollusca, Gastropoda, Architaenioglossa, Ampullariidae. The coding region runs from base 150 to 1328 and encodes 392 amino acids. The record is from RefSeq and is a predicted model, not a curated record. Gene Ontology annotation, cellular component: nuclear pore cytoplasmic filaments; cytoplasm; nuclear pore. Gene Ontology annotation, molecular function: phospholipid binding; inositol hexakisphosphate binding; translation initiation factor binding. The transcript has 7 exons. Gene Ontology annotation, biological process: regulation of translational termination; poly(A)+ mRNA export from nucleus; regulation of translational initiation.
CAAAAACUUGCUCAGGAAAUUCAAGAAGUGACUAGCUUGUUACAGUCUUCUAUUGAUGGCUGCCAAUACAAGAAUCACUUGGGACUUGAUGUUGAGAAAAGCAAGACCUGGGCAACAGUGUUGCUAAAGAAGUUGAGAUUCUUGCAAACAUGGCUGGAAAAAAUGGAGACGAUGAUGAAAUUUUACACAAAUUGAAACAGUUCAAAGAUAGCACCCAGAAUUUUGGUGAUUUAAUAAAAAAGGCCAUAGUGACAGCAGAAGAGAAAGGCAAAGAGGCAGAGGUUUCAAGGCAGUUGAUUCAGUCAGCACCUCAGCUAGCUCAGCCACAAAAAACAGCUGUAGAGGUGCAGCCAACAGCAGCUGAUGCAUCUCAUACUGAAGAAAAAGUCUUAGUGGAGGUGACAAAAGAGUUUGAGAAGAGGAAAGAGCUUAUUGUGCAAAUUAACAGCAAACUCGAGCCAUUCAUUAAAAACAAAGACCAGCAGAUGAAGAAAUUUCGCUUUGAGCUACAAAAAGCAGUCAACACACCUGUGAAUGCUAUAUCUCCAGUGAGCAGAGCUCAUCUUUUGGACAUACUUAAGCGACUACAGACACUGCUUAGAGGCCAAGUAGUUCAUGUUUCAGACAAGUCAAUAUCAGCCUGUUCAGUACCAGAAGGCAUUGAUUUCUGCAAAAAUCUUGUUGCAAGGAUGAUAGCUCGCAAGGCAGAAGAACAAGUGUCAUCAAACCAUGAGUCAGCAUUUGCUAUCGCAGCCAUUGCUGUAGGUUUGUGGGCAGAAUUCACGGAAGUUGGGGAGCUGUUAAUGAGUCACCUGCAGGAAUUGUGUCCAUAUGUAAUACCAUAUUACCAACCUCGCCUUCCAGGACAAUCAUCAGCAGACUAUCAUAGGGCUCUUGGCUACAAGGUAGAUGAAGAUGGUACAAUAGAACAACAGGACAAGUUCCUCAAACGGAUGUCAGGAGUUAUACGCCUUUAUGCUGCUAUCCUAAUCACCUCCCCACCCCAAAAGGUUCCUCACCCUCACGGACUUGAGUAUGCAUGGAUCUGGCUUAGUCGGGCGCUAAACCUUCAUCCUAACCCAGACAUAACUGCUACUGCCAUCUAUGACAUUCUGCAGGUGACAGGUCAUGCACUGCUGAAGGCCUACCGUGUACAGUUUGUCAAGUUGUUGUACUUCAUUCUCAAGUCAUAUUUGCCCAAACUGAAGGAUGUAGCUGCCAACAGUGGUCCUGUUAGCCGUUUGGAGAUAUUCUUGGAAACAACAAUGAAAAAUAGUGGGAUGAUUGCCUUACCAGAAGGGUACAUACCACCAGAAUUUUGGAACUAGGAAAGGCACAGUUUGCCUGUGCACAUCUGAAAUUUAGGGUGUCAAUCUUGGGUGUACUUACUCUGCAAACAGCCCUAGUUCUGUUGGGUUUUUCAUACCUGAUACAUUAAACAGAAUUAAAUAUAUCAGAGGUGGCAUAGACAUUUGCACAAAAUGCCACAACACAGCUUUCUCUGACAAGUAGUAGUUCUGGAAGAACCAUAAUGUAUUAAGUAUGCUUUACGCUAGAGCAGAAGUGAUGGGUUCAAGACCCAGUCUGGCUACCUUUUUUUACAGAAGGUAAACAAUGGAAGGAGGUUGGACUCCACAUGCAUGCAUUGGACACUGGAUUUUUCACUGUUCCUUUCAGAAGUAGGAUAUAGAACUUUUACUUUUUGAAGAACCUUUUAACUUAAAAUAGCAAAUUUGAGCUACUUGUUUAUUAAUUUAUAUUGAUGCAGUUUGUACAGACAUGACAUGGCUGCAUUCAUGUUUAAGAUUUUUAACAAUGUCACUUGUGAUUAUAUGUCUAAAUUGCAUCGGUGUGAAUCUUCAUACUUCACUGUGAUAGUGAAGAUAGGAGAUGCAAGACGGGACUAUAUUUUUGUGAGACGCUAUAAAAAUAAACAUAUAAAGAAAUUA